Homarus americanus (American lobster) is the source of this 528-nucleotide messenger RNA. RefSeq names its product craniofacial development protein 2-like. Lineage: Eukaryota; Metazoa; Arthropoda; Malacostraca; Decapoda; Nephropidae. The record is from RefSeq and is a predicted model, not a curated record. The transcript is spliced from 2 exons. Bases 1 to 528 code for a protein of 175 amino acids.
AUGCUGUUAGCAAGACUGAAGUCUAAGCAAGCUAAUAUGAGCCUUGUAGUGUGUUACGCGCCUACAAAUACCUCACCAGAUGAAUCGAAAGAUGCUUUCUUUGAGCAACUACAGGAUGUUUUGAGUAGUAUUCCGGACAGAGAUAUAAAGAUAGUUCUCGGCGACUUUAAUGCGAAGGUGGGAAGCAACAAUCAUGGGAACUAUCGCAAUCACAUUGACCAUGUUAUGAUUGGGAAGCAGAGGUGCAACUCGCUACGAGAUGUGCGGACGUAUACCUGUAGAGGUGCGGAUGUCGGAAGUGACCACCAAAUGGUUGUGGCAACAGUACAGUUGAAAUUAGAAACGAGAGAGAGAAGCGAGGAACUGACUAGCUAUGAUACCAAGAAACUGCUAGACCCCCAGAUUAAAGAAGAGUUUCAACUUGAAUGCCGCAACCGCUUCAUUGUAUUGGAGACAUUGAAUGAAGAGGAACCAGGGGUGUCCGAAGUCGAAAACAUGGAAUGUGGAUACCCGAUGAACAGACAUUAA